This is a messenger RNA of Micropterus dolomieu (smallmouth bass), 1318 nucleotides long. RefSeq names its product annexin A4 (gene anxa4). Gene Ontology annotation, molecular function: calcium-dependent phospholipid binding; calcium ion binding. Gene Ontology annotation, biological process: negative regulation of coagulation. Gene Ontology annotation, cellular component: cytoplasm. The record is from RefSeq and is a predicted model, not a curated record. NCBI's taxonomy places the organism in Eukaryota, Metazoa, Chordata, Actinopteri, Centrarchiformes, Centrarchidae. The transcript has 13 exons. Bases 160 to 1122 code for a protein of 320 amino acids.
CGUGGAUGGAGGUGGGACAUGAGAGCAGCUGUCAGUUAAAAGGUUUUAGUUUCCUGGUACGCUGCUGCACUAUACCCUCUUGUCGGGCUUCACGCUGAGUGAAUUGUCUUCAGGACAGCUUUCUGGACCUCCAUUUUGGAAAUCCUUACUCUUCCUACAAUGGCAGCGAUUGGAAACCGUGGCACAGUGACUGAGGCAGCUGGUUUUGACCCAGAGGCAGAUGUCCAGACGCUUAGAAAUGCCACAAAGGGAGCUGGCACUGAUGAGGCAACUAUCAUCAAGAUCCUUGCACAUCGUACGAUCGCCCAGAGGCAGCGCAUCAAAGAGGCCUACAAACAGAUAGUGGGGAAGGACCUGGCUGAUGAUCUGUCCUCAGAGCUGAGUGGCCACUUCAGGAGUGUUGUUCUAGGUCUGCUGAUGCUGGCACCUGUGUAUGAUGCCUAUGAGCUGUAUACUGCAAUGAAGGGGGCUGGAACGGAGGAGGCUUGUCUCAUUGAUAUUCUCGCUUCAAGGUCGAACGAUGAAAUAAAAGCCAUCAAUGCCGUCUACAAGCAAAAAUAUGACAAAAGUUUGGAAGAUGCUGUGUGUGGAGACACAUCUGGAAUGUUUCAGAGGGUUUUGGUCUCUUUACUCACGGCUGGACGGGAUGAAAGCAACAAAGUGGACGAGGCGCAGGCCGUUCAGGAUGCCAAGGAAAUCUAUGAGGCUGGUGAGGCUCGAUGGGGCACUGACGAGGUUAAAUUCCUCACAGUGCUUUGUGUGAGGAACCAAAACCAUCUACUGCGAGUGUUCGAGGAGUAUCAGAAGAUUUCUGGAAGAGACAUCGAGGAAAGCAUUAAGAGGGAGAUGUCUGGCUCUCUGGAGGACGUCUUCCUGGCCAUAGUGAAAUGCAUAAGGAACAAGCAAGCGUUCUUUGCGGAGAGAUUGUACAAAUCAAUGAAGGGGCUGGGUACUACAGAUACUGUCCUCAUCAGAAUAAUGGUUGCCAGGGCAGAGAUUGACAUGCUGGACAUUAAGGCGCAGUUCCUGAAGAUGUAUGGCAAGACUCUCCACUCCUUCAUCAAGGGAGACACUUCUGGUGACUACCGCAAAAUCCUGCUGGAGCUGUGUGGGGGCGAGUAAAAAAAAAAAAUUCAGAACAACAUCCAGCUCUCUUUAUUCUGCAGACAACAUUAUGUGCCUAUUCUCUGCCAUUGCUGACUUACUAUAUCUUACCUUUUCUUUGUCCAUGGCCUAUGACAUUUCACUGAUUGGCCGCAGUGCCUUGUUUACUGUUUAUACUGUAAUACCAAUUAAACCAAAGACCAGUGACCUUUUA